CAAUAGUAGUCAUCAUUUUGUGCAUCAAUUUCAAAACCCUCUUUCAACCAACCUAUCGGCUAUCACUCCAAAUAAUACUUAAAAAUUAAAAAUAAACAAAAUAAAACAAAAAGAAAAAAUCUGCCAAUCAUAAAACGUACUGCUUCUGACGGUUUCAUUGCUUUGCAGCGCCGGUUAGUCCUUAGUCUUCUCCACUUUCCCCCUUUCUCCGCCGCAGAAAGGCCAAAAAAAGCCCUAAUCUCUCACACAGUCACACACACUAUCCCCACAAGCCGUGCGAGCCCUGAGUUUCGCCGGCAUUUUUCCGCCGCAUGUGCCUCGCACAGCUUCGGCGGUGUUCUUAUUAGCGUGCGUCCUCUGAGUGUGUUCCCUGUCGGGCGGAGAAAAUGGAGAAGCUUCUGGACGAUUUGAGCGAGCGAACCAAUGUCGCGGAGAACGUGGUGAAACUUCUCCAGCGGAGCUUCUCAGAGAUCGAGUCCAGGCAGAGGAAUCUGGACUUGGCCCGGGAGUCGGUGGUGGAGAGGAUGAUGGAGAUCGAGUUCCUCAGGGAGUCGUACGACAAGGGGCUCAAGGACUUGGAGGCGAGAGAGUCCGAUUUUCGCGCGUUCAGGGAGGGGAAGAAGAGGAAGCUGGCCCUAGAGGAGGAGGAACUUGGCGCGAGGAGGGAGGAGCUUCUGAGUGGCGUCAGAAUGAAGGAGGAGGAGUUGGACGGGCAGCUGACGGCGUUGCGGGUGCAAAUCCAGCGGCUCGAGGCGGAGCAAAAGUCCAUGCAGCGGAAAACGUGCGAGAGGUUGAAGGAGAUUAAGGCUCAAGAAGCGAGUAUUAGUUUGGCCCGACAGUCGUUGGCCGAGAGGGAGAGGAAACUCCAGCAAAUUGUAGGAACCCUGGAUGAUCGGAUAUGCGCCGUGGAGGAAAGGGAGAGCGAGUUGAAUCGGGAUGUGGAUAGGAGGAUGAGAGAGGUGACGUUGAAAGAGGAACAGCUGAGCUUGAAAUGGCAGGAGUUUGUAAAGGAGGUUAGAUUGGCCGAUGAGAAGUUUAUGGAGCAAGAGACUGUAAAGAUUGGCCUUUGUGAGAGGCUGGGGUUGGCUGAGAAUAAGGUGGAGGGGUUUAUGGUCAAAAUUAAUGAGAGGUUCAAGGAGAUGGAAACUCGCGAGAGUGUGGUUUGGGAAUCGGUUGCAGAGAGUGUAAAACAUGCCGAUUUAAUUAGGGAACUACUGGAGAGAGAGGUGACGGAGUUUGAGGAGAUGAGGAGAGCAUUUUGUUCAUUCCAAGAGGAAAAAAUGCGCGAGUUGGUCCUGAAAGAGGAGCAACUGAACACGAUGAGUCGGGAACUCGCUAAGGAUGCCGAAUUGAGGAAUGAACAAUUGACUAAACAGGGGAGAUUAGGGAACCAGCUCUUGGAAAAGUUGGAGUUGAGCCAGGACAAAAUUGAGGACUUCAAAGAAAUUGUUGAUGAGAAGUUGAAAGAGACUGGUUCAAUGGACAUUGAGCUUAAAGAAUUGGAGAUGAAGGAUUUUGGGAUGAUGAAAAGAGAGUUUAUGUCAUUCCGAGAGGACAAAAUGCUUGGAUUGGUUUGGAUGGAGAACCAGUUGAAUGCCAUGAGUGAAGAGCUUGUUAAAGAUGCCAAGUUGAGGGACGAACAAUUGACUGAUCAAGAGAAGCUGGGGAAUCAGCUUCUGGAAAGAUUAGAGUCAAUGCAUCAUAAAGUUGAGGAUUUGAGAAACACCCUUCAAGAUAAGAUGAAAGAAGUUAGCUUAAAGGAAAUGGAGGUUAACUCAACUUGUCAUUGGGUUGAGCAGAAAAUGGAUGAGGUAGAUUCUAAAAGAAUGAAGCUGAGAGAGAAGAAGAAGAGCCUCUUGACAGAAGAGGAAAAAUUGAUUCAUAAGAAAAACAAACUUCGAGAAAACCAUGAGGAACUCAAAAUGGAGAGAAAGAAUCUCGAGUCCUGGCAAAGGGAACUUGAAGUUAAAUGGGGGGAAGUUAAUUCAGUUCGAGAAUCAAACAAAAAUCUUUCGCAAGUGCUUGAUCGCAGGGAAAAGGUCCUUGAUUCUGUGAAACAAUUUAUCCGUAAUUGUUUCAGGGAACAUCAAACCAUAAAGAAAAAAUUGCUCCUCGAAAAGGAUUUGGUCGAGAAGCGUGCUAGAGAUCUCGAUCUGAACGAUUCAGCAGACAUAAAGUUCAUCUUGAGAAUGGACGGAAAAACUCUGCAAAUGUUCCUAAACGACCCCGAAAAAGAUUUGGAAUCCAUGGGUGAUGAAGUUUUCAAAAUUCUCCAUUUAUCAUCCGAUCCUGCGAAGCUGGUUUUAGAUGCAAUGGUCGGUUUUUACCCUCCUCAUUUGAGGAAAGGAGACGUAGAGGUCAAUGUACGGAGAGCCUGCAUUAUUCUAUUAGAGCAGUUGUUUAGGAUGUCUAAGAAAAUUCAACCCUGCACCAGGAAAGAAGCAAUUGACCUUGCCAGCUCAUGGAAAUCGAAGAUUAGGGCGAACAGCGAAAACCCUUUGGCGGUGUUGGGAUUCUUGCAUUUGUUGGCUGCUUAUGAUGUGACUUCUUGUUUUGACAGGAAUGAGAUUCUUAGUUUCCUGAUGAUGGUUGAUAAGCAUAGACAAAGCCCCCAGUUGUAUCGCCUGCUUGGUUUCACUGAAGCUUUACAGGUUAUGCAUUUAGUAACAAUUGCCUUUUGUGUCAAGAAUAAAACCUGCUAA
This is a messenger RNA of Striga asiatica, 2702 nucleotides long. NCBI's taxonomy places the organism in Eukaryota, Viridiplantae, Streptophyta, Magnoliopsida, Lamiales, Orobanchaceae. The record is from the annotation of a GenBank genome assembly.